GUAUGGCCGGGAUUGGGAUUGGGAUCGGGAUUGGGAUUGGGAUUGGGAUUGGGAGCUGCUGCAGGCGCUGCACGGCUGCACCCUGCGCUCAGGGCAGGACAGCUUCACUGUGCGAAAGUGCUGUCCACCCGCUCCUGGAGAGAUCUCGGACCUGCUGAUCGCUCGCCAAGCCCAGGACAACGGGAAGCAGAUCCUGAACCUGGCCCAGCUCAGCUUCCACCAGAUCCGCAAGGACGAGAUCACCCAGGUGCUGCUUUUGGGAUCCCUGCGG
Messenger RNA from Malurus melanocephalus (red-backed fairy wren), 271 nucleotides. RefSeq names its product non-receptor tyrosine-protein kinase TYK2-like. The transcript has 2 exons. The record is from RefSeq and is a predicted model, not a curated record. NCBI's taxonomy places the organism in Eukaryota, Metazoa, Chordata, Aves, Passeriformes, Maluridae. The annotation marks the transcript as partial. Gene Ontology annotation, biological process: peptidyl-tyrosine phosphorylation; cell differentiation; intracellular signal transduction. Gene Ontology annotation, molecular function: non-membrane spanning protein tyrosine kinase activity; cytokine receptor binding. Gene Ontology annotation, cellular component: cytosol.